Messenger RNA from Cordyceps fumosorosea ARSEF 2679, 279 nucleotides. RefSeq lists its product as hypothetical. NCBI's taxonomy places the organism in Eukaryota, Fungi, Ascomycota, Sordariomycetes, Hypocreales, Cordycipitaceae. The transcript has a single exon. The record is from RefSeq and is a predicted model, not a curated record. Bases 1 to 279 code for a protein of 92 amino acids.
AUGUCUACUAUUGUUCAGCCUACUCCCAUUCGCUUCAUGAUGCCUUCAGCUCAGACUUCGGCGCCGUUCAUGCAUGCCCCUCAGAAGAACGGCUUGCGAGUUCCAUCAUCGCAAGACCUCUUCUCGGGUAUCAGUGCAUCUCUAUCGUCCAAUACCUCGAAGCGACCUGCCACGCCCAACCACCAAAUCUUCGAGUAUGACUACACCGUGCCCGCGCCUCCACCGCCUAGUCCCGUCAGCUUCCGGCCGGACUGCUGGCCCAAGCCUACUCGCUCAUAA